Molecule: messenger RNA, 4326 nt
Organism: Closterium sp. NIES-65
Lineage: Eukaryota; Viridiplantae; Streptophyta; Zygnematophyceae; Desmidiales; Closteriaceae
Source: the annotation of a GenBank genome assembly
AUGGACGUGGACGUGGACGUGGACAUGGACGUGGACGUGGACGUGGACAUGGACGUGGACGUGGACGUGGACGUGGACGUGGACGUGGACGUGGACAUGGACGUGGACGUGGGUGGACGUGGACGUGGACAUGGACGUGGACGUGGACGUGGACGUGGACGUGGACGUGGACGUGGACAUGGACGUGGACGUGUGGACGUGGACAUGGACGUGGACGUGGACGUGGACGUGGACGUGGACGUGGACGUGGACGUGGACGUGGACGUGGACGUGGACGUGGACGUGGACGUGGACGUGGACGUGGACGUGGACGUGGACGUGGACAUGGACGUGGACAUGGACGUGGACGUGGACGUGGACGUGGACAUGGACGUGGACGUGGACGUGGACGUGGACGUGGACGUGGACGUGGACGUGGACAUGGACGUGGACGUGGACGUGGACGUGGACGUGGACGUGGACGUGGACGUGGACGUGGACGUGGACGGACGUGGACGUGGACGUGGACGUGGACGUGGACGUGGACGUGGACUGGACGUGGACGUGGACAUGGACGUGGACGUGGACAUGGACGUGGACGUGGACGUGGACGUGGACGUGGACAUGGACGUGGACGUGGACGUGGACGUGGACAUGGACGUGGACGUGGACGUGGACGUGGACGUGGACGUGGACGUGGACAUGGACGUGGACGUGGACGUGGACGUGGACGUGGACGUGGACAUGGACGUGGACGUGGACAUGGACGUGGACGUGGACGUGGACGUGGACGUGGACGUGGACGUGGACGUGGAAUGGACGUGGACGUGGGACGUGGACGUGGACGUGGACGUGGACGUGGACGUGGACGUGGACGUGGACGUGGACGUGGACGUGGACAUGGACGUGGACGUGGACGUGGACGUGGACAUGGACGUGGACAUGGACAUGGACGUGGACAUGGACGUGGACGUGGACGUGGACGUGGACGUGGACGUGGACGUGGACGUGGACGUGGACGUGGACGUGGACGUGGACAUGGACGUGGACAUGGACGUGGACGUGGACAUGGACGUGGACGUGGACGUGGACGUGGACGUGGACGUGGACGUGGACGUGGACGUGGACGUGGACGUGGACAUGGACGUGGACGUGGACGUGGACGUGGACAUGGACGUGGACGUGGACGUGGACAUGGACGUGGACGUGGACGUGGACGUGGACGUGGACGUGGACGUGGACGUGGACGUGGACGUGGACGUGGACGUGGACGUGGACGUGGACGUGGACGUGGACGUGGACGUGGACGUGGACGUGGACGUGGACGUGGACGUGGACGUGGACAUGGACGUGGACGUGGACGUGGACGUGGACGUGGACGUGGACGUGGACGUGGACGUGGACAUGGACGUGGACGUGGACGUGGACGUGGACGUGGACGUGGACGUGGACGUGGACGUGGACGUGGACGUGGACGUGGACAUGGACGUGGACGUGGACGUGGACGUGGACGUGGACGUGGACGUGGACAUGGACGUGGACGUGGACGUGGACAUGGACGUGGACGUGGACAUGGACGUGGACGUGGACGUGGACGUGGACGUGGACGUGGACGUGGACGUGGACGUGGACGUGGACGUGGACGUGGACAUGGACGUGGACGUGGACGUGGACGUGGACGUGGACGUGGACGUGGACGUGGACGUGGACGUGGACGUGGACGUGGACAUGGACGUGGACGUGGACGUGGACGUGGACAUGGACGUGGACGUGGACGUGGACAUGGACGUGGACGUGGACGUGGACAUGGACGUGGACGUGGACGUGGACGUGGACGUGGACGUGGACGUGGACGUGGACGUGGACGUGGACGUGGACAUGGACGUGGACGUGGACGUGGACGUGGACUGGGACGUGGACGUGGACGUGGACGUGGACAUGGACGUGGACGUGGACGUGGACGUGGACGUGGACGACGUGGACAUGGACGUGGACGUGGACGUGGACAUGGACGUGGACAUGGACGUGGACGUGGACGUGGACGUGGACGUGGACGUGGACGUGGACGUGGACGUGGACGUGGACGUGGACGUGGACGUGGACGUGGACGUGGACGUGGACGUGGACAUGGACGUGGACGUGGACGUGGACAUGGACGUGGACGUGGACGUGGACGUGGACGUGGACGUGGACGUGGACGUGGACGUGGACGUGGACGUGGACGUGGACGUGGACGUGGACGUGGACGUGGACGUGGACGUGGACGUGGACGUGGACGUGGACGUGGACGUGGACGUGGACGUGGACGUGGACAUGGACGUGGACGUGGACGUGGACGUGGACGUGGACAUGGACGUGGACGUGGACAUGGACGUGGACAUGGACGUGGACGUGGACGUGGACGUGGACGUGGACGUGGACGUGGACGUGGACGUGGACGUGGACAUGGACGUGGACGUGGACGUGGACGUGGACAUGGACGUGGACGUGGACGUGGACAUGGACGUGGACGUGGACGUGGACGUGGACGUGGACGUGGACGUGGACGUGGACGUGGACGUGGACGUGGACGUGGACGUGGACGUGGACGUGGACAUGGACGUGGACGUGGACGUGGACGUGGACAUGGACGUGGACGUGGACGUGGACGUGGACGUGGACAUGGACGUGGACGUGGACGUGGACGUGGAAGUGGGCAGGUAUGUGGACGUGGACGUGGACGUGGACGUGGACUGGACGUGGACGUGGACAUGGACGUGGACGUGGACAUGGACGUGGACGUGGACGUGGACGUGGACGUGGACAUGGACGUGGACGUGGACGUGGACAUGGACAUGGACGUGGACGUGGACGUGGACGUGGACGUGGACGUGGACAUGGACAUGGACGUGGACGUGGACGUGGACGUGGACAUGGACGUGGACGUGGACGUGGACGUGGACGUGGACGUGGACGUGGACGUGGACAUGGACGUGGACGGGACGUGGACGUGGACGUGGACGUGGACAUGGACGUGGACGUGGACGUGGACGUGGACGUGGACGUGGACGUGGACAUGGACGUGGACGUGGACAUGGACGGGACGUGGACGUGGACGUGGACGUGGACGUGGACGUGGACAUGGACGUGGACGUGGACGUGGACAUGGACGUGGACGUGGACGUGGACGUGGACGUGGACGUGGACGUGGACGUGGACGUGGACGUGGACGUGGACAUGGACGUGGACGUGGACGUGGACGUGGACGUGGACGUGGACAUGGACGUGGACGUGGACGUGGACGUGGACGUGGACGUGGACAUGGACGUGGACGUGGACAUGGACGUGGACGUGGACGUGGACGUGGACGUGGACGUGGACGUGGACGUGGACGUGGACGGGACGUGGACGUGGACGUGGACGUGGACGUGGACGUGGACGUGGACGUGGACGUGGACGUGGACGUGGACGUGGACGUGGACGUGGACGUGGACAUGGACGUGGACGUGGACGUGGACGUGGACGUGGACUGGACGUGGACGUGGACAUGGACGUGGACAGGACGUGGACAUGGACGUGGACGUGGACGUGGACGUGGACGUGGACGUGGACGUGGACGUGGACGUGGACAUGGACGUGGACGUGGACGUGGACGUGGACGUGGACGUGGACGUGGACGUGGACGUGGACGUGGACGUGGACGUGGACGUGGACGUGGACGUGGACGUGGACGUGGACGUGGACGUGGACGUGGACGUGGACAUGGACGUGGACGUGGACGUGGACGUGGACGUGGACAUGGACGUGGACAUGGACGUGGACGUGGACGUGGACAUGGACGUGGACGUGGACAUGGACGUGGACGUGGACGUGGACGUGGACGUGGACGUGGACGUGGACGUGGACGUGGACAUGGACGUGGACAUGGACGUGGACAUGGACGUGGACGUGGACGUGGACGUGGACGUGGACAUGGACGUGGACGUGGACGUGGACGUGGACGUGGACGUGGACGUGGACAUGGACGUGGACGUGGACGUGGACAUGGACGUGGACGUGGACGUGGACGUGGACGUGGACGUGGACGUGGACGUGGACGUGGACGUGGACGUGGACGUGGACGUGGACGUGGACGUGGACGUGGACGUGGACGUGGACGUGGACGUGGACGUGGACGUGGACGUGGACGUGGACGUGGACAUGGACGUGGACGUGGACGUGGACAUGGAAGGACGUGGACAUGGACGUGGACAUGGACGUGGACGUGGACGUGGACGUGGACGUGGACAUGGACGUGGACGUGGACGUGGACGUGGACAUGGACGUGGACGUGGAUGGGUGGACGUGGAAAUGGACGUGGAGACGUGA